UCACGCGUUUGAAAGAAUCCGGAAGUGACGUCACGCGUUAGUGCACUUCCUUAGAUUCCCGCGAACUUUUGUGGAUGCAAAUGUUAGUCUUCUAGAGCUUUAGACAUGGGUGAUGAAGAUGAGAUUGGCGGCGGUCCCUCGGGAGUUAGUGACGAAGAGGAUGAUCCAGCACGCAGAAGAGAGAUCAGAAGCAAGUACAGGGAUCUCAUCAAUUCUGUCCAACAAAACCGUGAGGAUAUGUUGAACCCCGCUAACAAUAAACUCAUCGAUGUUUUAGAGGAGGCCAACAGACUUUUUGCCAGUGUUAAGCAGGCUCGUGAAGCAGCACUGGACGCUCAGCUCCUGGUUCUUGCCACUGAUCUAGGAAAAGAGAAAGCCAGUCAACUACAUGCCGAAGGCUCUGCAUUUGACCCCAGUGCAUUUGCAGAACAUCUGUUGUCCUUCAUGGGUCUGAAUCGUUUGGAGGAGGAUGAUGAUGAUCAGGAUGGACAUUUGAAUGGAUUUUUACCACAAGAUGCCUGGCAGAAGCUUGCAAAAAGAUCUGAAGUCUGCUUCAAAACCGCCCCAUCAUUCCACUACAUGUUGGGCUCAUUUUUGGCAGAGCCUCCUCCACCACGUCAGCGAGUGGAAAGGCAGAGGAAGGCACCCAGCAAAGAGGCAAAACGAAUUAUGCCCACUCAGCUUAAGAAAAUGGAAGAAUCACAGCAAGAAGCUACAGAGAAGGAGGUGGAAAGGAUUCUUGCAUGUCUGCAAAAAUACUUUGCAGAUGACCCUGAGGAACCUAUUUCAUAUUAUGAGUUCGUCAUUGACCCUAGCUCCUUCUCACGGACCGUAGAGAACAUCUUUCACACCUCUUUUCUCAUAAGGGAUGGUCUGGCAAAGAUCAGCUUGGAUAAGGAGGGACUUCCUUGUAUAGGUCCAGUAGAAGAAGGUGAGAUAGAGACCGGUGGAGCAGCUGACCGUAAUCAGUGUGUCAUCUCCAUCAGUCAAGCGAGCUGGAAGGAAAUAAUUGAAGCAUUUGAUAUUAAGGAAGCUUUGAUUCCAGCUCCAAAAACAUUGUCACAGGAAAGCUAAGUAGGAAACAAGUGUAAAUAUGCAACAACUCCUACAAUGUUUGAAAAGUUGUUUAUAAAGUCAAAUGUUUUUUUAAUGUUUAAGAUUUUAAUUUUAAAGUGAUAUUUUUGAAUUGUGUAUCAUUUGUAAUAAGUGUGUCUUAAGCAAUAAAUGUCAAGUGAACUUGGCAGUGUUGAAAUACAAGACGAAAGAGCUCUCAAUCACUGGCGUCUUUUGGUCAUUUUUUCCAUAACAAUUCCAAUAUAGUAUGAACAAAAAUGCAGAAAUUUCCUAGAUUACCUUUUUCAAGCAUGCACUGUAAGCCUUUAUGCAAAUUUUGUAUCUCUUUUGAAAGUCAAAACUCUUCACACACCCUUCUAGCCACAGUUUGAGAGUUAGUUUAAUCUAUCAAAAAGCAUAUUUCCCUGUUAUCAAAUCAGAUGUUUCGUUUUAAUUUAUCAAACUGGACUUUUGACCUCGAUAAAGAGAUUGCUUGUUCACGGUAUUUCUAGUAAUGCAGUUCUGUUUGGAUUUCCCUAUGCAAAUCAUAAGUCUUUGUACUAAAAUCUAGUAUGUAAAUAUGCUGACUUUCUUUGUCUGUAAAUGCAUGUAGAAUACAUGUAAAUAGCACCAUCUAGUGGUCAGUCAUGUAUUGUAUUUUUGAAAUGAAUGGUGUGAUUUUCUAUUUGUAAAUAAAAUGCUAUAAAUCAAAUUUAUCAAUCAGGAAAACACCCAAUUUAAAAAAAUAUAUAUAUGUUAAAUAAAAAGAUAAGGUUAUGUCUAAAUAAAGGUAAGGUCCAGCUAGUUUGACAGCAAAUGUGUGUUGAUUGUUAUGCAUUGUAAUAGUUAUAAAUAGUAAUACAUUCAUAUUUCACAAUAAACAAUA
This is a messenger RNA of Triplophysa dalaica, 1939 nucleotides long. It is a transcript of the gene nsmce4a, whose product is annotated as NSE4 homolog A, SMC5-SMC6 complex component. Gene Ontology annotation, biological process: DNA repair. Gene Ontology annotation, cellular component: nucleus; Smc5-Smc6 complex. The transcript is spliced from 11 exons. The record is from RefSeq and is a predicted model, not a curated record. NCBI's taxonomy places the organism in Eukaryota, Metazoa, Chordata, Actinopteri, Cypriniformes, Nemacheilidae. The coding region runs from base 106 to 1074 and encodes 322 amino acids.